UGCCUUAUUCUGUGUGAAACUGCCGACGGGAGCACGCUGGGAGAGAAAAGGAGCACUCCGACUCCCAGACCCAAACAACGUUCCAGAAAGCAGCAGAUGUGACAGAAGAGGAGAGGCGGAGAGAAAGAAACAAAAUCUCCCCCUACCCCUCCUUCCUUCAUCUGGGAGAACAAUACCCUAGCCUGCAGUUGGAGAGGGUCAGCUUUUGUCCCUCUCCCCACGCUCCCGCUGAAGAGCGUGGGGGCAGACAGACGCGCUGACACAUUGACCUGCUGCUGUGAGAGGAAAGGAGAGAAGAGGAGGGUCGAACACUUGCUGCGCUCUGCAGCGUUUGAUUCAGUACUUGGACAGCUCCUGAGCAGCAACCAGCCUGACUGUGUGAAAGACUCCUUUACUGGUCUGGUUAAGAGACCUAGAGCUCCAGAUGCAGCCCCCUUGUUCUCUACAACUUGGCCCCUGUGUUCCCCCUCCAUCCUUGGGAUCACAGGUUGGCACGGCCGGCAUCCAGCAGCUGGAGGAGAAGCUGCUGUUUGAGAAGUUUUGGAAGGGGACCUUUAAAGCUGUGGCCACCCCGAGACCAGAGAGCGUCAUCGUGGCCAGCAUCACCGCCCGGAGGAGGGUGACUGACUCAGAGACGACUGCCUGCCUGCCUCUCAAGACUGAUGAGAGAAAAGUGGCGGACUCCCGGGUGGACACUGCUAACAGAAACGGCUGCAUCAAAGGAAAAGGGCGCAAACACCACAGUCAUCGCAGGGCUAGGAGCCCCUCCUCUGAUGAGGACGUCUCCCCUCAGCCCAAAGCGAAGAAGAAGAAAAGAAAGUCCCAGCGGAGGAGGAAGAGGAACAGGUCUCCUUCACACAGUCAGUCGCCCCUGAGGAAGAAGAAAAAGAAGAAGAAGAAGAGCUCCAAGAAAAGCAAACGGCAUAGGUAUACCUCAAAGAAGUCCAAACACAGCUCUUCAAGUUUAAAACAUAAGAGGAAGGAUGAGCGCAAACACAAGAAAAGUUCUCGGACUCACUCGCGGCGGAAACGCCGCCAUCGGAGGUCAGAGUCGGAGAGUUCCUUCUGCCAGUCUUCCACAGAGGACAGACACCGUCUGCAGAAAUCUGUGGUUCAUCAGACAUUAGGGCACCUGGAAGCUGUAGUCGAGGAAACUAAUGGAGUGCUCAGCCACACAGACAUGAAGUGGAGACCUGCAACCAAAUCAGUGUGUAAAACGGCUCCAAAAUAUCGCUCCAUCCUCUCAACCGCUACCAUUUUGUCAUCAAAACCUGCAGGCGAGCUCUCACAAGGAAACGGGUCCCAGGAUCUAUCGAGCCAGAUCGAAGGUCCGCAUGAUUACGAUUCUGGGAAUGACACAUCUUCGCCGCCGUCGAGCAAAACUGGAGUUUCUCAAGCGAGUGUCAGUGAGAAAAAGAGGAGCCACUGCCAGCAUCUGACCUCACUGGAGAAGCUCAAGUUCACAGACAGAGACAAUGUGUCUGAUUCAGGAAACUCUGUGACCAGCUAUGCUUCCCUGUGCAGACCCUACGGGGAGGACAGCUUGUCUGCAGCCCUCUUCAGCACAAAGAGGGAGCAGAUAACCUUAGGGUGUCGGGUACAAGUAGUUCGAUCUCCCAAGACCUCAGGCUGUUCACAGAGGAUGAGCAAAGCGUCUCGAAGGAGACUGAAAACCCGGUCAUCCAGCAGAAGGAGCCGGAGCAGAAGCAGAUCCUCGGGGAGUUCCAGGAACUCUGGACGCUACUCUCGAAGUCUGUCACUGUCAUCCUGCAGCUCAUACUCCCGCUCCCCGAGUUAUUCAGCUGAUCCGAGGCGACGAGGUAGCGUGGCCAGCCUGAGCUCCAGAGGAAGCUACUGCAGAUACACUCCUGACAGACUACGAGACAGAAAGAGAACACCGAGCUCCAGAGAGACAGAUGUUAAGCAUUCACACAAGGUUAGUGGGAAGAGACGAAGACGCAAAUCCUACUCCCCCAUGAAGAAGAGGAGGAGAGACUCACCAAGCCAUCUGGAAGCUCGCCGAAUCACAAGUGCCAGGAAGCGGCCCAUCCCGUACUUCCGACCCAGCCCAUCCUCCAGCAGUCGUUCUACCAGCGUUUCAUCCUGGAGCAGCCUCUUCACCCGCAGCCGCAGUCGCAGCCCAAUCCACAGCCUGAGCCGGAGCCGGAGCAGAAGUCACAGUUACUCCUCAUACAGGAGCUACAGCCGCAGCUCCUCCUGGAACUCAAUCUUUGGGACCCGCAGUCGCAGCAGGAGCCGUGGUUCGUUGAACAAACGCAACAAAAACAGGCAUUAGUGUUUCUCAGAGAACAUUAAGGGACCGAAGCGCCAGCCGUGCUUCCAGUUGGGAGCGGGGAUGGCACUGGAUGUCAGAGCAAUCGACUGUGAGCGUCCGCUUUGACGCUUGAGUGGAAAUGUCCCAGCAGGGGUUCAAGCACGGCUUCUAUUGAUGCAGUCUUGUUCACUCGGCCCGUAGAGACUGCUGGAGACCGAAUGUCUUUUUGUUUGUUUUGUUCUUGUGCUGCAUCCUCCUCUUGCACCAGAACUCACGAUGGCCUGGGACUGUUCAUCUGUUAUAUAUUUACUGAAGAAGCCACACAUCAGACAGAAACAGUGCUUCUGUAUUUGGUUAACUUACAUAGCUGUUGUUUUUUUAUUUCCAUUAACUUCU
This is a messenger RNA of Cheilinus undulatus (humphead wrasse), 2671 nucleotides long. RefSeq names its product serine/arginine repetitive matrix 4 (gene srrm4). Gene Ontology annotation, cellular component: nucleus. Lineage: Eukaryota; Metazoa; Chordata; Actinopteri; Labriformes; Labridae. The transcript has 13 exons. Gene Ontology annotation, biological process: regulation of RNA splicing; neuron maturation; mRNA processing. The record is from RefSeq and is a predicted model, not a curated record. Gene Ontology annotation, molecular function: mRNA binding. The coding region runs from base 425 to 2296 and encodes 623 amino acids.